Aphis gossypii (cotton aphid) is the source of this 1070-nucleotide messenger RNA. RefSeq lists its product as uncharacterized. The record is from RefSeq and is a predicted model, not a curated record. The coding region runs from base 201 to 746 and encodes 181 amino acids. Lineage: Eukaryota; Metazoa; Arthropoda; Insecta; Hemiptera; Aphididae. The transcript has 20 exons.
UAAAAGCAUUUGAUUCAACUUUGUUUCCUGAUGAAGAAAUUGAAAAAGACCGUAUUGGAACUACUGAAAGAAGAAUCGCUGUUAAUAGAUUUAUUACAAGUAAAACCCGUUUUUUUGAAAACAAAUGGAGAUUUGUUAAUGAACAGUCUCAUAUUCUGAAAGUUCGCUACUUAAUCCAUGAUAAAAUUCAAAGCAAAGAAAUGAAUCCUGAUGAGGUAGUGUUCAUUUCGGAUGAUGGAGAUGAACAUACUAUAAUUUCGGUGUUUCUAAUGUAUUUCAAAGAAAGUUUGGAUAAUUAUUUUAAAUUAAAUGUUUCUGUUAGUAUAGAUGAGAUCACAGAUGAAAAUAAUAAGAAAUUAUUUUAUAAAGGGAUGUUAAGGACUAUGUUGAGCAUCUACAACGCGUACAUAGGGGAUAUCAAUGCGAAAAUAAAUGCACGCAGUUUUAUUGAAUUAAUGAUGAAUAGAGCAGAGGCCAUACUGCAAUCAAACGAAAAUAAAAAGACUACUGUUUUAUCAGUGUUUAAUUUACUAGUAGACGAAAAAGAAGAAAAAAUUACUGAAAUACAAUCAUGUUCAGAUCCAAAAAUUGAAGAAGACAAAGACAAUAUUUUUACUAAAGAUUAUAUGACCCAAUAUAAUGAAAAAGACACGCCAGAGAAAGCUGAUUGGAAAAGUAUUUUAAAGCACCUUGUAAUUAAUAGAUUGGGGAUAAAUGAAAAAUUGAUAAAUGUUGAAGAGGAGUAAAUGUAAGAUUAAAAAACCGGUGACUAAACAUCCGACGAAAGUACGAUUUAAAAAUAUAUACCUCAACAUAUUCAAUAAUUAUAAUUAAAUAUAAUUUUUAUAGUAUUUUAGUAUACUCAUUAAUAUGUAUCUUUAAAAUUAUUAAAAUUUUACUAUCUGCAGUCAGAUAAAUUGAUAUGAUUUAAAGUUUAAUCCUAAAACAAAAUAUAAAUGUUUAAUAAUAAUCAUUGUUAUAGUAUAAGAUUAUAAAUUAUUAUUAUAUUGCAAGAAAUAAAUUAUAUUUUAUUUUAUUCAUACAUUAAAAAUAUAAUAGUGUGGUAUAUG